AGAGACUAUGACUACUGCAAACAUUGUUCGUCUCAGAGCUUCCAUUCAGGAAUACGAGUGGGGGAAGCCCAGCUCCUUGUCUCUAGUUGCAAAGUAUGCACACGCUGCUGUUGGUGACAACUACAAAGUCGAAGACAGGAAGAAUUAUGCAGAGAUUUGGAUGGGGACACACAAGAAUGGCCCUUCCUCACUGUGGGCCAGUCCUGAUAUAACUCUGCAUGAACUCAUAAUGGCCUCCCCACGCUCCUUCCUAGGUGCUCGGCUCACUACACCGACAUUCGCCCAGGAUGCAAAGUUGCCAAAUAGUACAGACAUCCCCUUCCUGUUCAAAAUCCUUUCAAUAGCUAAGGCACUUCCGCUACAAGCUCAUCCGGACAAAAAGCUGGGCGAGAAGCUGAACAAGGAGGAUGCAAGACAGUUUGUUGACUCCAAUCAUAAACCCGAGAUAGCCGUAGCUCUAGCGGAUGGCUUUAAGGGUUUUGUUGGCUUUCGCGAACCGAAACUUAUCGCGAAGGACCUGGAAAGUGUUCCGGAACUCGGCGAGGCAAUUGCAAGCGAUGAAGCAAUUGCACGGUUCAUCCGCGAACAGGACAAGGCGUCCCUAAAGCUAGUCUUCACGAAACUUCUAUCAGCCAGCACCGAGAGUGUUUCGCGGGCCGUAUCAAAGCUCUUGGGACGUAUUGAACGACAUGGAGUCGCCGUCAUCGGUGGCAACACGUCCAUAGCAGAUUUUGUACGAACUCUGAAUGCACAGUACCCUCUCGACGUCGGCGUACUCGCGGUACCGUUCUUCAUGAAUCUCGUCACACUGAACCGCGGCGAAGCGAUCUACAUCGGUGCCGACGAAGCACACGCAUAUCUAGAAGGCGAUAUUAUCGAAUGCAUGGCCGUGUCAGAUAAUGUCCUCAAUGCAGCGUUCGUUCCUCCCGGCACGCGUAAUACUCGUACAUUCCUCGAGUCGCUGACAUACACUGCGCGUGAGCCGAGGCAUUGGCUACUGAAAAAAAUACCGUAUAGACGUUCAAGGACUGGAAGAACGUUAGCAUUUAAUCCGCCAUUAGAGGAGUUUACCGUAUUGUGGACCAAGUUAAGGGAGCAUGAGGGAAGCGAGGAAUACUUGGAGAAUGCGGAGGGUCCGACGAUUGGAAUCGUCACGCGAGGUACCAUUGAGUUUGAGGAGCAAGGUCCGGAUCGUGAUAAGCUUGCGCUGGGGGAAGGAGCUGUUUUCUUCGUCAAGCCAAAGACGGAUCUCAUCGUAAGGUCCACCGCGGAAGAAGGUGAAGUGUGGUGGUCAACCUGUGUCGAGUGAUUCUUUGAUCAGUGCGUAACGUCCAAGCGUCUCGGAAAGGUGUCGUUCGCGUGAAUAAAAGUAAAGGAAUGUCAAUACUACAUUAGCAUUGUAGAUUGGUACAUAAUCUCUCAUCAACAUGGGUAAUAGAUA
Messenger RNA from Fomitiporia mediterranea MF3/22, 1441 nucleotides. RefSeq names its product mannose-6-phosphate isomerase. Gene Ontology annotation, cellular component: cytosol. The record is from RefSeq and is a predicted model, not a curated record. The coding region runs from base 8 to 1309 and encodes 433 amino acids. The transcript has 2 exons. NCBI's taxonomy places the organism in Eukaryota, Fungi, Basidiomycota, Agaricomycetes, Hymenochaetales, Hymenochaetaceae. Gene Ontology annotation, biological process: GDP-mannose biosynthetic process; carbohydrate metabolic process. Gene Ontology annotation, molecular function: zinc ion binding; mannose-6-phosphate isomerase activity.